Messenger RNA from Bufo bufo (common toad), 2837 nucleotides. RefSeq names its product RAS protein activator like 1 (gene RASAL1). The transcript has 21 exons. Gene Ontology annotation, biological process: cellular response to calcium ion; negative regulation of Ras protein signal transduction; intracellular signal transduction. The record is from RefSeq and is a predicted model, not a curated record. Gene Ontology annotation, molecular function: GTPase activator activity. Bases 246 to 2690 code for a protein of 814 amino acids. NCBI's taxonomy places the organism in Eukaryota, Metazoa, Chordata, Amphibia, Anura, Bufonidae.
GGAUAGAUCGGGACACUGCCAUAGCAUAGGCACAGCUCUUCGAAUGUGCCAAGCAGUCUUCUGCAGAAGCAUGCCAUUACUAUAGAGGAGUAGUCCCUGACCCACCCCUGGGGUGCUGAACUCAGACACAGCAUGCGGGAGAGUGGAGUGCCAGGCUCCUCUGCUGGAGUGAAGGAGCUGUCUCCAGGUGCCGUCUGAGUCCUGGCCACAGGCUGAAGAUUGCCACCCUGAGUCAUUUUUCCGCGAUGGCAAGAAAUACAGCUCUUUACUUCAGACUGGUGGAGGGGAAGAACCUGCCUGCGAAGGACGUGUCAGGCACAAGUGAUCCGUACUGCAUUGUGAAGGUGGAUAAUGAAGUUGUGGCACGAACAGCCACUGUAUGGAGGGACUUGAACCCAUUUUGGGGUGAAGAGUUCACCCUGCACCUUCCCCUUGGUUUCCAUACCCUCUCUUUCUAUGUGAUGGAUGAAGACACAAUUGGACAUGACGAUGUAAUUGGCAAGAUAUCACUCAGUAAAGAAUACAUUGCAUUACAACCACGCGGUAUUGACUGCUGGAUUAACCUGAGCCAUGUGAACCCAGAUGAAGAAGUCCAGGGAGAGAUUUACCUUGAGCUGCACAUAAUGCAAGACCAGCACAAGAGCAACCUGCACUGCCAUGUCCUGGAAGCCAGAGAUCUAGCCCCUCGAGACAUCUCUGGAACUUCAGAUCCAUUUGUGCGAAUAUUCUGCAACAAUCAGACUUUGGAGACUUCAGUGAUUAAAAGGACACGUUUUCCCCGCUGGAAUGAAGUAUUAGAAUUCGACCUGCGAGGAAUAGAGGAACUAGAUCCUGGAGAUCAAGUGAUCAGUAUUGAAGUUUGGGACUGGGAUAUGGUUGGAAAGAAUGACUUCCUUGGCCGUGUGUGCUUUCCUUUGGAGCCCCUCCACAGAAACCCUGCGGUGACUGGCUGGUUUCGUCUCCUGCCUUUUGGAAACCCUGAGGAGGAGAAUGGAGGUAAGCUUGGAUCCUUACGUGUCAAAGUUAACCUGUCUGAGGAGCGAAUCCUACCUUCUGUUCAUUAUCAGAACCUCAUCCAGCUCCUUGUGGAGUCAGUUCAAUCCCCUGACCAGGGAGACUCUAGUAUUCUGGAUCUUCUGGAGGAGAUGUGCUCAGCGGAGAGCCGACAAGAAGUGGCUGUGAAGCUGGUGAAAAUUUUUCUAGGCCAGGGGCUGGCAGUAACCUUCCUUGAUAAACUGAAUAUGCGAGAGGUGAAUCGAACUGGUGAUCCAAAUACUCUUUUCCGUUCAAACUCACUUGCUUCCAAAUCAAUGGAGCAGUAUAUGAAGAUAGUGGGAAUGCCAUUCCUUCAUGAAGUACUACGGCCUAUUAUUUGUAGAAUCUUUGAGGAAAAGAAGUAUGUUGAGCUUGACCCCUGCAAGAUUGAUCACAACCGCAGUAGACGUAUCUCCUUCAAGGGCUCAGUUUCUGAGCAGCAAAUACGAGAAAGCAGUGUUGAAUCUCUGAGAGGUUACCUGAGUGACAUUAUUGAUGCCAUCCUGGGCUCAGGUGAACAGUGCCCACCAGGUAUGCGUCUUUGCUUCAAGCAGCUACAUAAGCGGGUCGAGGAACGCUUUCCAGGACCAGCCAACCAGGAUGUGAAGUAUGCGGCCAUCAGUGGUUUCCUUUUCUUACGCUUCUUUGCACCAGCCAUCCUCACUCCUAAACUGUUCCACUUACGGGAACAUCACGCAGAUCCACGCACCGCUCGCACCUUACUCCUGCUCGCUAAGGCCGUACAGAGUAUUGGGAAUCUUGGGCAGCAGCUUGGUCAUGGAAAAGAACAAUGGAUGUCUCCUUUACAUCCACUUAUUCAGCAGAGCGUUGGGCGUUUGCGGGACUACUUGGACAAGCUUAUAGACAUGGAAAGUGAUGUUGAAUGUGGCCAUACAUCGCGUACGCUCUUCCACCCAUCAGUCACUAUUAAGGAAGGAUUCUUGCACAAGCGCAAAGCUGAGGCUGUGAAUCUAGUUACUCGUUUUACAUUCAAGAAAAGAUACUUUUGGCUGAGCAGCCAGACCUUAUCCUACUCCAAAUCACCAGACUGGCAGGUCCGUUCCUCUAUACCGGUACAUCGGAUCUGUGCGGUAGAACGGGUAGAUGAAAAUGCAUUUCAGCAGACCAACAUGAUGCAGAUCAUUACACAAGAUAGUGAAGCACAGGGAGGCCAUAUCAUGUACAUACAAUGCAAGAAUGUAAAUGAGCUGAAUCAGUGGCUCUCUGCACUGCGCAAAGUCAGCUUGUGUAACCAGCGCUUGUUGCCAACCUAUCACCCAGGGGCCUAUCGCAAUGCACACUGGACAUGCUGCCUGCAGAACGAACGGACAGUUUGUGGGUGCAGUCGUACACAUUUGGCUGUAACUCUAGGGGACUGGAGUGACCCUCUGGAUCCGGAUGCAGAGGCCCAGGUCCUAUAUCGACAUCUUCUAUCUGUAAAGGACAUACUCAGGAAUAAGUAUCUGGAGGGAGCAGAACGUGCAGCUGCUGGAAGGCCAGAGUCUAUAGGUCACAAUGACAAAGUGUUCGAAGGUUCCACAUCAUCUUCCCCAGCCAGAAAGCUCCUCUCUGUCUUAGAGGACUUACAGAAAGUACACCAGGCCUUUGAGAGGAAAGAGAGAGACGAGACACCUAAUCACAGUCAAUGUACCUAGAAUACAGUCCAUCACAACCUGUGUCUGUAUUCAAACCCUUUUUAUGGCUCUUCACACUUGGCCAAGUUUUCUCAGAUUUUUGUACUUUUUCUUUUUUUUUUGACAUUCCCGAUAACAAAAAUAAUAAAAAUAAAACCAUAUGAUGCA